Trypanosoma grayi is the source of this 1497-nucleotide messenger RNA. RefSeq names its product Protein XRP2. Gene Ontology annotation, molecular function: protein binding; GTPase activator activity. The transcript has a single exon. The record is from RefSeq and is a predicted model, not a curated record. Gene Ontology annotation, cellular component: periciliary membrane compartment; cilium. Lineage: Eukaryota; Euglenozoa; Kinetoplastea; Trypanosomatida; Trypanosomatidae. Gene Ontology annotation, biological process: post-Golgi vesicle-mediated transport. The coding region runs from base 1 to 1497 and encodes 498 amino acids.
AUGCUGGAGGUAAAUAAACCAGUCACGGAGAAGCGUAUUCGUGAGAGGUUAGAGAUCUCAGGAGAACUUGGAAAGAUGCGGGCGAUGAUUGUAGAUGCCGCUCUCCGGGCGAUCUCAAAGGAUGAAAAGGCGGCUGUGGAUUUGUUUGUGCCAAGUCCUUUGCUUAAAGAGGCAAAGGAGUCUACACAGGGACGGCAGGCUCUUUCCAUUGUGGCUGACUACCUCGAGUACCUUGGCUUGACAUAUACUGUAAAUGUCCUGAAACAAGAAGCCGGGCUCUCGGCGAGUGCCCUGGAGGAUAAAGGAGAUCUCAUUCGUGAACUGGAUUUGCGUGAUGCCAGGGGCCCUGUUCUGACGACGCUUAUGAAGCAGAAAGCAGGUGAGAAUGAUGUUACCGCAAAACAAGAAGAUGAAACCACCAAAUCCGUUUCCGUUGCAUCUCCUCCGGCAGUUUCUGUCGCUCAGGCUGCUCCAAUGAAAGCAGAAACUGGCGAAGACACCACAUACUAUCUGUCAAAGUGGACGAGUCGCGUGUUUUAUCGUUGCGGAGGACAAGUUAGUGGCCAGCAAAUACAGCUGGAAUACCUUAAAGAUUGCACCGUGUACGUCCUGGACCCUCUUGACAGCAUCACUGUGGAUGAUUGCGAGGGCGGUGAGCUCAUUAUCGCUGCCUGUGAAGGUAGCGUGUUUCUGCGUAACUGCAAAAAUAUGACGGUGCAUGUGGCGUGCAAACAACUUCGUACCCGUGAUUGUGACCAUAUCACAUUUCACAUUUUUGCAUCAACUGAUCCCGUCAUAGAGUCGAGUCACCAUAUGACUUUUAAACCUUUCCAUCUCCGGUUGCCCGGCCUAAAGAGCAGUUUUAAGGCGGCGCGCCUGGAUCCUAAAGCAAAUCGUUUUGUUCAUGUGUAUGAUUUUACUGAGGAUGAUCCAAAGAUAGCGAAACCGCAUUAUGAUGUUAUCUUUCCGAACCACGGACUCCGCAUGACUGAGCGCUGCCAAGAGAAAGGAAUUCCCGAAUGCCCACCUGAGAUUGAGGAUCUUCUUGAAGGCAGGUUGGCCCCGGCAUCAAGCUCAGAAUCGGGCCAGAACAAGAGUUAUAACAUCAAGACAGGAGCUCAUAAGUGGACAGAGGAGUCUACAGAAACAAAUGAUGGAGAUGAAGAUGAAGAUGACGACGCUGCAUCUGCAAAUGCAGAUUCCUUACCAGUGCCAUCGUCACAGGUGUCCGCGGGCACACGUCCUCCUCUGUCGGCGCCAGUGGCAAACACCAGUGGAUUUUCUGUUUCAACUCGGAUGACUCCUGCAGCAUCAUCCGUAGGGGCGGCUGCAGCCGCACCAGUGGCAGUACCAGCAGCGGUUUCCGGGACAGCAGCAGUAGCAGCAGCAAUGAGAAGGGAAGCAUCGGAAGGUUCAUAUUCCUCAUUUGACGACGAUGAUGACAAUGACGAUCAAGAUGACGAACUUGAGGUCAAUGAAGACAGUGACGAUUUUUAG